Messenger RNA from Mesitornis unicolor (brown roatelo), 1995 nucleotides. It is a transcript of the gene CNOT1, whose product is annotated as CCR4-NOT transcription complex, subunit 1. Gene Ontology annotation, molecular function: molecular adaptor activity. The transcript has 9 exons. NCBI's taxonomy places the organism in Eukaryota, Metazoa, Chordata, Aves, Mesitornithiformes, Mesitornithidae. Gene Ontology annotation, biological process: nuclear-transcribed mRNA catabolic process, deadenylation-dependent decay. The annotation marks the transcript as partial. Gene Ontology annotation, cellular component: P-body; CCR4-NOT core complex. The record is from RefSeq and is a predicted model, not a curated record.
GUUCUUGGUAUUGUUGUGGGAGUUCUUCUGCAAGACCAUGAUGUUAGGCAGAGUGAGUUUCAGCAACUUCCUUACCAUCGCAUUUUCAUCAUGUUGCUGUUGGAAUUAAAUGCUCCUGAGCAUGUGCUGGAGACCAUCAACUUCCAGACACUCACAGCGUUCUGUAACACAUUUCACAUCCUGAGGCCUACAAAAGCUCCAGGUUUUGUUUAUGCCUGGCUGGAACUGAUCUCCCAUCGGAUAUUUAUUGCAAGAAUGCUGGCACAUACACCACAGCAGAAGGGUUGGCCUAUGUAUGCCCAGUUACUGAUCGAUCUUUUCAAGUACUUGGCUCCUUUCCUUAGAAAUGUGGAACUCACCAAACCUAUGCAAAUUCUUUACAAGGGCACUCUGCGUGUGUUGCUGGUCUUGUUGCAUGACUUCCCAGAAUUUCUGUGUGACUACCACUAUGGGUUCUGUGAUGUGAUCCCACCCAACUGUAUUCAGCUAAGAAAUCUGAUCCUGAGUGCCUUCCCACGGAACAUGAGGCUUCCAGACCCUUUCACCCCCAAUCUAAAGGUGGACAUGUUAAGUGAGAUUAAUAUUGCUCCACGAAUACUCACGAAUUUCACUGGAGUGAUGCCACCUCAGUUCAAGAAAGACUUGGAUUCCUAUCUCAAAACCCGUUCUCCGGUCACGUUUUUGUCUGACUUGCGCAGCAACCUACAAGUAUCAAAUGAACCUGGCAACCGCUACAACAUCCAGCUGAUUAAUGCACUGGUGCUCUACGUAGGUACUCAAGCUAUUGCGCACAUUCACAACAAAGGCAGCACCCCCUCCAUGAGCACCAUUACCCACUCGGCUCACAUGGACAUCUUCCAGAAUUUGGCAGUAGACCUGGACACUGAAGGCCGGUACCUCUUCUUGAACGCAAUUGCCAAUCAGCUGCGAUACCCCAACAGUCACACUCACUACUUCAGCUGCACCAUGCUGUACCUGUUUGCAGAGGCCAACACUGAGGCUAUCCAGGAGCAGAUCACUAGGGUUCUCUUGGAACGACUGAUUGUAAAUAGGCCUCAUCCCUGGGGUCUCCUUAUUACUUUCAUUGAGCUGAUAAAAAAUCCAGCGUUUAAGUUCUGGAACCAUGAAUUUGUUCACUGUGCUCCAGAAAUUGAGAAGUUGUUCCAGUCAGUUGCACAGUGCUGCAUGGGGCAGAAGCAGGCCCAGCAAGUGAUGGAAGGGACUGGUGCCAGUUAGAUGAGCUGCAUCUUGUGUUGUACGCGUGCCAGCCUGGAGGUCCCCAUCCUAUCGACCAACAGAAGACUCCGUAAGGCUCCUCCUGACCUUCCCAGCCCCCUUGAUUGGGUAGACGCAACAGACCCUGGGUGAAAGUCUCUGUGGGCACGUUCCAAAGUUUGAAACAAGUUUUUGACUUUUGGCCAAAAUUCAGAAGAUGCUGUGAAUAUCAUUUUGAACUAGUGUAAAUACAAGGAACAGAAACGUUUGUCUGGACUUUUGGGUUUGUGCAAAUUGUGUAAAAGGCAGGUGGGUAACUGCUGCCUGUCCAGCUUGUAAUAAAGGGGCAGCUACUGAUGCCAAGCACUUGUCUGGGGCAGACCUCCUUGUCCUGACAUUCCCAGACUCCCAAAGAAUAUUGAAAAGCCAGUUAUAAUAUUAUGUAACUUAUUUUUCUUUAUGUGGAUGGGGGACCUUUAAAUCACUAAGUUGUUUUACAGAGGAAAAAAAAAAUGGUGGAUGGUUUUGGAAUAUGGGAAUACUAUGGAGUAUGGGAGGGGUGAGGGAGGGUUAAGGUUCAGUGUUGCUUUCCUCCCCACCCUCAUCAAAUGCUGACAGACAGCAAGUGGAGUGGCAGUCAGAAAAUGCCUCUUUUCUGUUGGAGAAGACACCUCAGGCCUUUGGGGAGAGGGUCGGCUGUUUUUAGUAAAGAAACCAGAGACCAGGCCUAUAGCUUUUUCUUUUUCUUUUUUUUCUGUCUUUUUUUUGACACUUGUAAAU